CACUGGGGCUGUACCUGUGGACGUCACUACCCCGACUAGCAGCAACUUCCUGAAACUCCGAAACAGGCGGCGACCGAGAGAGACUGACUCUGGACAGAGUGAGCGUGGGGAGAGAGAGAGGGAGAGGGAAAGGGAGAGCGGGACCGUCACCGAGUGAAAGAGACUCCAGGGGUCGGAGAGAGAAAGAAAUACCAGGGGACCGAUGGAGAGAGGGAAGGAGCGAGAUUGACCCGAGACAGAGUGAUAAGCGAGAGGAGAGGAGACGAGAGGAGAGGAGAGGAGAGGAGAGGAGAGGAGAGAGCCGGGCUAGAGUGGGAGAGAGGUGCGGAGCAGAGAUCCGGAGCCGGGAUCCGGAGAGCGGGCGAUCGGACACGGAGGCUCCUCUAGAUCGCCAUGGCUCCGUUUCUGCGCAUCUCCUUCAGCUCCUACGAGCUGGGGCUCCCCCUGAAUCUCUCCGAGAACCAGCAGCCAUUCAUUGCUGUGAAGAUGAAGGAAGCCCUGACCACAGAGCGUGGCAAGACCUUGAUCCAGAAGAAGCCCACCAUGUACCCCGAGUGGAAGUCCUCCUUUGACGCUCACAUCUACGAGGGGCGCGUCAUCCAGAUCGUGCUGAUGGGGAGCCCUGAGGAGCCGGUGUCAGAUGUCACCGUCGGCAUCUCCGUCCUCGCCGAGCGAUGCAAGAAAGGCAACGGAAAAGCAGAGUUCUGGCUGGACUUGCAGCCCCAGGGCAAAGUACUGAUGGCCGUGCAGCUGUUCCUGGAGGACACUGAUUGCCACCAGGAGGUGAGGGAGGAGGAUGGAGCUGUGACGUUGAACCGCAGGCGAGGGGCCAUCAAACAGGCCAAGGUCCACUACAUCAAGAACCACGAGUUCACCGCAGUCUUCUUCCGGCAGCCCACCUUCUGCUCUGUGUGCCGGGACUUUGUCUGGUGAGUGGGGGGCAGGGGAGGUGGUGUGGUCGUGGGUGUGGGGGGGGGCAGGUGUAUUGCCCCCGUGUGACUCUUUCUCUCCCCCCCUCUACCCCCACAGUUCCAGAAGGAGCGGUUCAACAUUGACCUGCCCCACCGGUUCAAGGUGCACAACUACAUGAGCCCCAACUUCUGCGACCACUGUGGCAGCUUGUUGUGGGGGCUGGUCAAGCAGGGGCUCAAGUGUGAAGAAUGUGCGAUGAACGUGCACCACAAGUGCCAGGGCAAGGUGGCCAAUCUGUGUGGAAUCAACCAGAAGCUGAUGGCUGAGGCCCUCAACCAGAUCAGCAUGAAGUCGUCCACCCGCCGGUCUGACAGCAGCCUGCCCGACAGCGUGGGAAUCUACCAGCCCUUCAACAGCUCCGGACACAGCUCCGAUGCCACAGACAACAACCAAUACGGCAAACUGUGGGAGGAGAGUUCACCAAAGCCACCCCAGCGCGGACCCAGUCUACGUGAGGAUCCCAGGAGGAAAGUCAUCAUCGAGAACCUCACCCUGCACAAAGUGCUGGGCAAAGGCAGCUUCGGCAAAGUGUUGCUGGUUGAGCUGAAGGGGACGGGCGAGUUCUUUGCGCUGAAAGCUUUGAAGAAGGACGUGGUGCUGAUGGACGAUGAUGUGGAGUGCACCAUGGUGGAAAAACGUGUGCUGGCCCUGGCCUGGGACAACCCCUUCCUCACACACCUCUACUCAACCUUCCAGACCAAGGAGCAUCUGUUCUUCAUGAUGGAAUAUCUGAACGGGGGAGACCUGAUGUUCCACAUCCAGGAGAAGGGGCGCUUCGACCUGUACAGGGCCAUGUUCUAUGGGGCUGAGAUCAUCUGUGGGCUGCAGUUCCUGCACUCAAAGAAAAUCAUCUACCGGGACCUGAAGCUGGACAACGUGAUGCUGGACAAGGACGGUCACAUCAAGAUCGCUGACUUCGGCAUGUGCAAGGAGAACGUGUUCGGGGAAAACCCAGCAACCACCUUCUGUGGGACCCCUGACUACAUCGCCCCCGAGAUCCUGCUGGGCCAGCGGUACACGUUCUCAGUGGACUGGUGGUCAUUUGGGGUGCUGCUGUACGAGAUGCUGAUCGGACAGUCGCCCUUCCACGGGGAUGAUGAGGACGAGCUCUUCGAGUCGAUCCGUGUCGACGUUCCGCACUAUCCGCGCUGGAUCACCAAGGAAUCCAAGGACCUCCUGGAAAAGCUCUUCGAGCGAGACCCACUGAAGAGGCUCGGCGUGGUGGGAAAUAUCAAACAGCACAACUUCUUCAAAACAGUCAACUGGACGGCUCUGGAGAGGAAGGAGAUCGAACCUCCGUUCAAACCCAAAGUGAAGUCUGCUGGUGACUACAGCAACUUUGACCGGGAGUUUCUGAGUGAGAAGCCGCGGCUCUCUCAGGGAGACAAGAACCUGAUCGACUCGAUGGAUCAGAUGGCAUUCCAGGGCUUCUCCUUCACCAAUCAGAGCAUGGAGCGCAUGCUGAAAUAGCCGAGAGCAAAUCUCCCCACAAGCUAUGCUCCAUGGUUGGGUAAACCCGAGUUGAACCGUGGGGUGAGAGUUAGGAAGAGUUUACGACUCUCCCACUUCUGUUAAUCAUUUCUCAUUGCUGAUUUCUGCUGGCUUUCUGGGAUGCUGGUGAAUGUCUGCAUGACCUUUAAUCUGCAACUGCUCUGCUGCCAUUUCAUUGCUGGGAGGUGCUGUAAACUGGGGCUGGGCUGUAAACACUCGAUAUAACCGGGAACCAAACGCUGGGAACUCCCUGAAAGCGUGACAGAUAUUUAAAAACUCUCAUCCUCAUCUUUGUACCAAUGUCUUCAAUUAAAAUGUACAUUAUUUAAAUUUGCUGAUUAAAGACUAGUUUCCUUUCAUUAAA
This is a messenger RNA of Amblyraja radiata (thorny skate), 2827 nucleotides long. RefSeq names its product protein kinase C delta type. The record is from RefSeq and is a predicted model, not a curated record. Gene Ontology annotation, biological process: protein phosphorylation. NCBI's taxonomy places the organism in Eukaryota, Metazoa, Chordata, Chondrichthyes, Rajiformes, Rajidae. Gene Ontology annotation, molecular function: ATP binding; diacylglycerol-dependent serine/threonine kinase activity. The transcript has 16 exons.